UAAAACGCCACGUGUCGUAUCACGCGACCAAAAUUUUUUUUUUUCCCUUUCUCUUCUCCCUUUCUCUUCUCCCUUUCCUCCCCGACGAAACUACUCGACUCACCACCUUCUGAAAUCGCCUCACCGUCGAUCUGCACCGAAUCUCGGUGUUUCCGGUCACAAAGAAUCUCGCAGUUGCCGUUUCCGUUUCCGGGAAAAGCCACGGAACCGAACAGCAUUUGGUGUAAAGAGUUUCCUCCAUAGCUUGAAGCUUUUGAGUACUCAAGCAACAGCGGCUUCAACAUAUGGUGCGAGAGAAGAUACAGAAGACUUGCCUGCAGAGAGAAGAGAAAGAAAGAAGUGGACUCCCACGGAUGAUGUGUUACUCAUCAGCUCGUGGUUAAACACGAGCAAGGACCCUGUCGUAGGUAAUGAGCAGAAGUCUGGGACCUUCUGGAUGCGAGUUGCAGGUUACAUGGCGGAUUGUCCCAAUGCAGAAUGCAGAGAAGUCAGAGAGGCUGGGCAAUGCAAGCAACGGUGGCACAAGAUUAACGAUUUGGUCUGCAAAUUUUGUGGCUCCUACGAGGCGGCAUCAAGACAGAAGGCUAGUGGACAGAAUGAGAAUGAUGUGCUGAAGCUAGCCCAUGAACUCUUCUACAAUGACCACAAGAAAAGGUUCACACUUGAGCAUGCUUGGAAGGAGCUCAGAAACGACCAGAAAUGGUGUGACCUCUUCACUUCAAAAACAGCACAAAACCCAAAAAGGAGAAAGUGUGAAACUGGUACUCAACCCGAAGAGGAGACAGGUCCUGAAGUGGAUGAAGCAACCAUCAGGCCUCUUGGAGUGAAGGCGGCUAAAGGCAAAGGUAAGAGACCUGCGUUGGACAGCAAGCAAGUUGCAGACUUGCAUACCGUGUGGUCCAUAAAGAAGGAGGAUUUGGCUAUAAAGGAGAGAUUGACGAAGAUGGGUCUACUCGAGAGUCUACUCGCGAAGAAAGAACCAUUGACUGAGCCUGAAGAAGGUUUUAAGAACAAGCUCAUGGCUGACCUGAUGUCUUGAAGAAGCUUGAAGUGGUUUUCUGUGUUUUUUCUGUCUUUGAUGUUGUUUUGCUUAUUUUCGGUCAGGUGGGUUUUUCCUGUGUAAUCAGGUUGGUUAGGUUUGUUCUGUGUAAUCUACUUUCAUGCUGUCUUAUGUUUGCUUGAUGUAAGAUAUUUUGUUUAAUGAUAUCUUGUUCUAUGUAAGAUAGUUUCUUUUGUUCUAUGUUUGGAAAAUGUUAAUCAUUUAGUUUAAAACUAUCGGUGAUUGUGUUAUU
Molecule: messenger RNA, 1292 nt
Organism: Eutrema salsugineum
Lineage: Eukaryota; Viridiplantae; Streptophyta; Magnoliopsida; Brassicales; Brassicaceae
Product: glutathione S-transferase T2-like
Exons: 3
Coding region: 437-1039 (200 amino acids)
Source: RefSeq, a predicted model, not a curated record